This is a messenger RNA of Protopterus annectens (West African lungfish), 1699 nucleotides long. It is a transcript of the gene BNIP1, whose product is annotated as BCL2 interacting protein 1. The record is from RefSeq and is a predicted model, not a curated record. The transcript is spliced from 6 exons. Gene Ontology annotation, biological process: retrograde vesicle-mediated transport, Golgi to endoplasmic reticulum. Gene Ontology annotation, molecular function: SNAP receptor activity. Gene Ontology annotation, cellular component: SNARE complex; endoplasmic reticulum. The coding region runs from base 117 to 803 and encodes 228 amino acids. NCBI's taxonomy places the organism in Eukaryota, Metazoa, Chordata, Ceratodontiformes, Protopteridae.
GUUAUUUACUCCACUGCUGUCUCUAUCUCCUGUAUAAACAUUAUGCGCAGUUCUCGCAAUCCACGGAGGAACUGUACUACAUUUACUUUCAGGUUUCCGUAGCCAGCUGUACAAAGAUGGCGGCUUCCCAGGAUGUCCACGUUCGAAUAUGUAGUCAGGAAAUAAUCAAGUAUGAUUGUGAGAUAAAGGCAUUAGUACAGGAUAUCAGGGAUUGUUUGGGGCCUCUUGCCAUCCUGACAGAGUUAAAUGGUAAAGUAAAGGAGAAAUUUAAGCAGCUAAGACUCAGGAUACAGGACUUGGAUCAGAUGGCUAAAGAACAAGACAAAGAAUCGGAUAAAUCAUCUCUUCUUAAAGAAGUGGAGAAUCACAGAAAACAGAUGCUGAGCAAUCAAACCGCUUGGCGAAAGGCAAACCUGGCAUGCAAGCUGACUAUUGAUAACUCUGAGAAAGAAGAAUUGCUACAAGGAGCUGAAUCCUUACGACAGAGGAAAACCACAAAGGAGAACCUUGUAGAAAUGUCAAGCUCAAUCACAGAGAAUUUGAUGAAUGUUAGUCGAAUGAUGGCACAGCAAGUUCAGCAGAGUGAAGAGACUGUUACAACGCUAGUGACCUCUUCAAGAACAGUGCAAGAAACUAAUGAAGAGUUCAAGACCAUGUCAGGAACAAUUAUGCUGGGCCGAAAACUAAUCACAAAGUAUAAUAGGAGGGAACUUACCGAUAAACUGCUCAUAUUCCUUGCCUUAGCAUUAUUUUUAGCCACAGUACUGUAUAUACUCAAGAAAAGACUAUUUCCUUUUAUAUAGGUAAUACAGUUUUUGUGUUGGGAAGCCUGUAUUCUCCAUCAGUAAGUCGAGAACCUACUUAUACUGUCAAGGCCCUACCGCUUCCUGUUAUGUGGCAUUAAUGUUUAGUUGUCAUGAUGUCACCUUCCUCUUUUAACUUAUGAGGCUGUGGGUAGAACUGUCCGUGAGUGAGAAAAUGAAGAAGAAACAAACAUGGGAAACUAAGCUAUUGCAUUUAAUUUUGUACUAAUGUACAAAGACUGUUCUGCAGGCACGUUUUUGCCUUCUGCAAACUAUAGGUGCAUUGAAUGCAUUACUUUUUGUCAUGAAGCUACCUUUGAAGGGUUUUGGUGUCGAUAUUGUAUUUUAGUCAAUUAGUGAAAUAACAUUGACCAAAUUGCAUCUGAUUUACACUUAUCUGUUGUGCUUGCCUGUUUCUGUAGACCAUUUCCAUAUUCAGUCACCACUUCUGUUUGUAGAAUUUUUUUUUCCAGAGAUGCAGCCUCUUUUCCUGUGUUAUAGCAGGUGUUAGCUCAUUCAUUUUCGACAUUAGGUUCUGUCUGUACACUUUCUGCCUGUGUUGUUAGUUCAGGUGGAUGUAAAAGAUGCCAUUAAAAAGAUUAAGGGAAGUUCCCUGGUGCUGUAACCAAAUUUACCUUUGUCUGAAUGAAUGCCAUCUCUGGUUUCCUCUGAAAAGAGGACACUGGCCUUAGUAGGACUAACUUGCUCAAUAGAGUACAUGUAAAUAAAACUGCUGUAUGACUACUUUGUAUAUUUGAGGCUCUGUAGGGAGCCUUACCCUAUUAUGAGAAAACUAAUUAUGUGUACUGCAUUGACCUGUAAUGGGGCCAGAUUUUGGAAUCCAGGGAAAUCUGUAUCAUUCCUUGGAUAGCUUAAUAAAGCAUAAAUAAAUCUUC